Molecule: messenger RNA, 1061 nt
Organism: Vanrija pseudolonga
Lineage: Eukaryota; Fungi; Basidiomycota; Tremellomycetes; Trichosporonales; Trichosporonaceae
Gene: GIS2
Product: Zinc finger protein GIS2
Exons: 5
Coding region: 107-655 (182 amino acids)
Biological process (GO): positive regulation of cytoplasmic translation
Cellular component (GO): cytoplasm
Molecular function (GO): single-stranded RNA binding; zinc ion binding; mRNA binding
Source: RefSeq, a predicted model, not a curated record
CACUCACCCACCCACCCCUUCUUUUAAUCGACACGGGCGCGAGGUCUCGAGGAGGCAGAGCGGAGGCACAGGCAGAUCUCUCUGGGAAGUAUAGGCAUAUUGCAUCAUGUUCGCGGCGGCAUCCAUCCCGGGGUCGAGGCAGGGUUGCUUCAAGUGUGGCAACCUCGGGCACAUUGCCGAGAACUGCCAGUCGCCCGCGCGGCUGUGCUACAACUGCCGCGAGGCGGGGCACGAGUCGACCAACUGUCCGCACCCGCGCACGACGGACGGCAAGCAGUGCUACGCGUGCGGCGGGGUCGGGCACGUCAAGGCCGACUGUCCGUCUAUGCGCGCGUCGUUCGGGCACGGCGCGGCUAACGGCUUCGGUGGGCCCGGAGGGUUUGGCGGCAACAACGCGCCCAAAUGCUACCACUGCGGCAGGCCAGGCCACAUUGCGCGCAUGUGUCCCCAGGCGCGCGUGGGCGGCUUUGGCGCCGGUGGACGAGGAGGCGCGUUCCCCCCGCGCCCGCGCGCAGCCGCCAACCCAGACGGCACGCCAGUAAAGUGCUACCGCUGCAACGGCGAGAACCACCUCGCGCGCGACUGCCUCGCGCCGCGCGACGACUCGGCGAAAAAGUGCUACAAGUGUAACGAGACGGGCCACAUUGCGCGGUGAGUGUGGGUCGGGCGGGUUUGUGGGGGAGGGGGAGGGGGAGGGUUCACGACUGGCUGGGGCGGCGGCGCCAGCCAAGAGAUUCGGCUUCCGGGUAUGCUGCUGACACCCUGCCCCAGCGACUGCUCCGCCACCAACGACGAGCUCGCCACUGCCGAAUAAGUAGCGCGCGACUGCGCGGCGCGAGUCGUGCCGUGUCGCCUCGUUGUAUCUAUCUCCCCGUAUGCGUCGUAUCUUGCACUCGGUAUAUGUGGUGUCUGUUAAGGCUGGCAUGAAUACUUGGGUUUUGGUGGGGCAGUCGGAGUCUCCGGGCCGAUAGGUGGGCAGUGGUGGUGGUGGGGUUGGGACGAGCAUCAGUCCAGGUCGGUCAGUGUCUAGUCAAUGCCGCAGUGUAGUGUACGUGGAGAGG